GCCCCCUCUCAGAGUUUGGCAGCGGGGCAUGGUGUGAAGGAAGGCAGGAAACCAUGGAUCCCACUAAAGAACAGCUGGAGAAAACAGUGGACAUUUAUCGAGAUACGUGGGUCCGCUUCCUGGGGUAUGCCAACGAAGUCGGGGAGGCCUUUCGUGCUCUUGUGCCAGUGAGCUUGGUAUGGGGCAGCUAUGCUGUGGCCACUGCAUAUGUUACUGCUGAUGCCGUGGACAAAGGGAAGAAAGCAGCUGUGGCCCAUGGGGACAACCCAGGGAGGACAACAAGGGUUGCUGUGGCAGUGGUGGACACAUUUGUGUGGCAGGCUCUUGCAUCCGUGAUCAUCCCAGGGUUUACCAUUAACCGUGUGUGUGCCACGUCGCUGUACCUGUUAGGAAGGACCACGAGGUGGCCAUUACCUGUCCGCAAGUGGACCACCACUGCUAUAGGUCUCUCUACAAUCCCCUUCAUCAUCACUCCAAUAGACAGGUCAGUGGAUUACCUGCUGGACUCCAGCCUUCGGAAGGUCUACGGUGAUGAAGAGAAGCACAAAUAAGGAGGGAUCACGGAGGACAGACUGUUCCCCCUUCUAACUGAGCAGGAGUCCAGUCUGUCUGCAGACCAUUGCUGAUGUAUAAAGAAGGGAUCCAUGAAAUGACAUUAGUCCACAGUUAGUCAGAUAAACUAUAAUACUGUAGUUUUUUUUUAAUUGCAGAACUAUGAAAUGUACUACAUUAGUUAAGAUAGAUAAGAAGUGAAAACCGACUGUGUGAAAUAUCCCUUUUGGGGAAUUUAAAACUCUCAGGGGCGAGCUGGGUGGUGACAGCAAAAUAUUUAAAUGGGUGUGAUGGGUUAAAAAAAGUACUUUACAUAGUACAGUGAACCUCUGCUCUUUGGGAGCGGUAUACAUAUAUAUAUUUUUACCAUACUCCUGUUAUCUUAUAGAGACACAGCACAAUGUGAACUGUUACUCUGAGGCUUCACUUGUUGUAUUUAUUAGCCAUAUUCAGCGGUACUGUAAUGACAGGCCAAAAAGCCAUUCUGUUAUUCAUUGCCAACUUAAAGUUUGACUUUGUUUUUGUCCUUUUUGAAAGGGUUUUCUUACUUGGAAAGUUAGUGAAAGCAUUCUUUACAACCAUCUGUGUAUACAGUACCAGAUCAGUGUGGACUACAGUGUAAUUUACUGCAGUCUGAAGAUGUUAGAUCUAUAACUACAUGUCUCUCUGGCACCAAGAGUGUUGAUUCCUGUAGGCCUCGGAUUAAACUGAUUGAUCAGACUUUGAAUGAUCACUUUCCAAAGGGCCAGUGUAAUAGGUUUGCUAAAAACGUUUUAAGGGAUUCAGAAAUAUGCAGAUACUCUGUGCUUAUAAGCAG
Molecule: messenger RNA, 1369 nt
Organism: Neolamprologus brichardi
Lineage: Eukaryota; Metazoa; Chordata; Actinopteri; Cichliformes; Cichlidae
Gene: mtfp1
Product: mitochondrial fission process 1
Biological process (GO): mitochondrial fission
Cellular component (GO): mitochondrion
Source: RefSeq, a predicted model, not a curated record